ACAUUUUUCAAUGAAGCUAAAUAUAUGGAAAAAGAAGUAUCUCAGAUUUCACGGAUUUAUAUGUCGGAUAAUUCUUCUCAUUUUUGGGUAGCGGAAUCAUAUGAAUUUUAUUUAUUGAAUCGUCAUCAGCGACAUGAGCAACGUGUAUUUAUGACAGAAGAAGAAUUCAAUAAAUCUAAUAUUGACGUAUCUAGGCAUCUAAAAAAAAUAGUAGGUACUAUUGCAUUGUGUAAAAGCAAUAAAAUACCUAAUGGUGCUUGGAUAACAAAAUUAUGUGUUCAUAAAGACUAUAGAAGGAAACGUAUAGGAAGUCAUCUUGUGAAUCGUGCUCUGCAAUUUGGCACUGAACAAGGAUUUAUUACUAUUAAUGUGGUUAUCUCAGAAUAUAGAUUAGGUGCUUUAAAAUUAUUUAAUAACACAGGUUUCCAUAGAUAUUUGAUACGUGGUAGAUCAUAUAAUGCAUCAGUAAUAUUUCAUGAAUUAUCAUAUAGAACGAAGUAUUUUAAGCCUAAUGAAUUAUUUGUUAAAACUCCAUAUAAGGUACAAUCUGAGCCAAACUGAAUCAUCCAUCGCAUUUAAAUAUUUAAAUCAGAUGUAGUAAUAAUAUUUUUAUGUUUAUUUUUUGUACGUUAUAAUAUUUUGUAAA
Messenger RNA from Vespa velutina, 646 nucleotides. RefSeq lists its product as uncharacterized. The record is from RefSeq and is a predicted model, not a curated record. NCBI's taxonomy places the organism in Eukaryota, Metazoa, Arthropoda, Insecta, Hymenoptera, Vespidae. The coding region runs from base 25 to 561 and encodes 178 amino acids. The transcript has 2 exons. Gene Ontology annotation, molecular function: N-acetyltransferase activity.